Messenger RNA from Anopheles darlingi, 2876 nucleotides. It is a transcript of the gene Acox3, whose product is annotated as peroxisomal acyl-coenzyme A oxidase 3. The transcript is spliced from 5 exons. Gene Ontology annotation, biological process: fatty acid beta-oxidation using acyl-CoA oxidase; lipid homeostasis. Bases 393 to 2666 code for a protein of 757 amino acids. The record is from RefSeq and is a predicted model, not a curated record. NCBI's taxonomy places the organism in Eukaryota, Metazoa, Arthropoda, Insecta, Diptera, Culicidae. Gene Ontology annotation, molecular function: pristanoyl-CoA oxidase activity; FAD binding; fatty acid binding. Gene Ontology annotation, cellular component: peroxisome.
AAUCUUUUCAUGAUUUCACUAUCAUGCAACUAUCCACCAGUUCCAUUACGUUCCGUUCUGUUCAUGAAUAAUUUUCCAACCUUUCUCCCAGGGAGGGGUUCAACGUUCAAAUCAGCGGCAGCCCUCACGCACUCGUUACGCUGGUUCGUGCUGCUUGGUGGGGUUUGUUUGUGGUGCGUAGUUGUUUUGCGCAAAGCCAGAGGGAGGUGGCCCUGAGAAGAGUUGUCGUCGGAUGAUAGUGAUACUAUCGCGGAUCGUCCCAGAUUCUUGCGAAUCUUGGCCGCUUUAGGUGUUUUUGAAGUUGUUGUGUGGAAGAGGCAGGCUUUGUGCGAAAGGCAAAGUGCAAUCGAGUUGGUGUAUCACGCAGUUUGCUUGUUCCGUUGUUCGCUCCAAUGAUUUGCAGAAGAUUAACCUUGAUAGCGAGCAGAUAUCGUGUGGGGCAAUAUUGGAGUGAUAAGGCGUUCAGCAACAAAUCUUCUUCUUCUUCUUCAGCUAAUUCAGCAAAAUCAGCUGACAUCCACCCAAAACAACAACAAACGCCAUCUAGGAUGAGUGGAUUCAACACGAUCGCUCGACCUUCGGAGCACGGGAAGCUGCUGGAUAACAAGACUUACUUCCCCGAUCCACCGGCACGCGGCCCACUGACCCGGUACCGGCAGCAGGCAACGGUCGAUUGGCGUAAGGUGAAACUGGCACUGAACGAUGAGGCCUCGCUGGUACUACAACACCGAGUAUGGAGCUUUGCCAGUAAGCAUCCGCUCUUUGUCCAUCCAAACCAUGUGCUCACGAUGGACGAGGAGCGCCACCUUGCAACGAAGCGGAUGUAUGUGGUCCAGAACGAGCGUAUGUUCACGAUCGUCGACUACCUGGAACGACCGGAUCUAGCACCACACUAUCACCAGUCGUGGAUCGCCUACGAACCCAGCAUGGCCGUUAAGUACUCCCUCGGUUUCGGUAUGUUUCCCUCAGUCAUCAGGACACUAGAUGUGGGCCGGUUGGAUGACAUCGUCGAAAGAAAUGCGGCCGGCGAGUAUCUGGGUGCGUUUGGAUUGACUGAGAUUGCUCACGGUACGAACGCGAAGGGUAUGCGUACGACGGCAACGUAUGAUCCGGCGGCCGGUGAGUUCGUGCUACAUACACCGGAUUUUGAGGCAGCCAAAUGCUGGAUCGGCAACCUGGGCAAAACCUGUACCCACCUCAUCGUGUACGCUCAGCUCUACACCGCCGACGGACAGCACCAUGGAUUGAAUGCGUUCGUCGUACCGGUAAGGGAUCCGGCUACACUACAGGCGUACCCCGGGGUAACGGUCGGUGAUCUCGGUCCGAAGGCGGGCCUGCAGGGAGUAGACAAUGGCUUCGUGAUGUUCCGGCAGUAUCGCAUACCGCGCGAAAACCUUUUGGCCAGGACGGGGGAUGUGGAUGCGGAGAGUGGUGCCUUCGUCUCACCGAUCAAGGAUCCUAGCCGCCGGUUCGGUGCAUCACUCGGAGCGCUCUCCGGGGGCCGCGUCAGCAUCUGCGGUAUCGCCAAUGUGUACCUUACGAAGGCGAUCAGCAUUGCGUUGCGCUAUUCGGCCGCUCGAAAGCAAUUCGGACCGGACGAUGGUAGCGACGAGGAGUGGCCUGUUCUCGAAUAUCAGUCGCAACAAUUCCGCCUGUUCCCACAUCUGGCCGCAAACUUUGUGGUACGAGUGUUCAACCUAUGGUUCGCCAAAGCAUACGGUGAUAUGCAGCUAGCGAUGCUGGGAGGAGAGAAUGUGGCCAGCAUCGGUAUGGAAGUGCAUGCGCUAUCGUCGGCCGCUAAACCCGUCUGCACCUGGGCAGCCCGCGAUGGUGUGCAGGAGUGCCGUGAAGCGUGCGGUGGCCACGGUUACUUGAAGUUGUCGACGAUCGGUGAUCUACGCGGUAACAACGACCCCAACUGUACAUACGAGGGCGAGAACAAUGUGCUCAUCCAGCAGGCCUCCAACUGGUUGCUUAGCGUACGGGCUAAGGGCAACGAUCGGUUUGCUCAAGUGUCACCACUCGGAUCGGCCACAUUCCUCGCUCACUGCGACCAAAUACGGGGUCGACGGGCUACCUGGGCUACGGCAGCGGAAGCCGGCAUAUUAUCCAAUCUGAUCAGCGCGAUGGACUGGCUGGUGGCGUAUCUGCUGGAGGAAACGUACCACAAAGUGACGGAACUGAAACAACGAGGCAAAUCUUCAUUCGAAGCGCGCAACGAUUCACAAUCCUACUACGCGCGGACACUUUCGAUCGCUUACGGUGAGCGUAUGUUGUUGCAAGUGUAUAGCAACUUUUUGGCGAAUCUGGAACCCGGUAGCGAGCGGCAGACACUGGAACGGCUCGGUGUCCUGUACGGUGCCGGUAUUGCGCUCAAGCACGCCGGACUGUUCUAUCAGGGUGGUUACUUUGCGCAGCAACCAAACGGAAUGGCACUACUGCAGCAGGUGGUACUUGAUCUGCUGCCGCUGAUCAAACGCGAGGCGAUCGCGCUGGUAGAUGCGAUCGCACCACCAGAUUUCAUUCUAAAUUCACCGCUCGGUAUGAGCGAUGGGGACGUAUAUCGGCACAUGGAAUCGGCUAUCAUGCAGGCACCAGAAGCACUCGAGCGGCCCAAAUGGUGGCGUGACGUCGUGCACCGUGACUAUAUCCAAUCGAAGCUGUGAGCUGUAAAGGGAAGAUGGUGGUGGAAAAAGGAACAAAUUAUUUGUUGUUAAUAGAUUAGUUAUAUUCCUUAAAUAUCAUUAUUUUAGUUUUGAUAAUAUACAAGCCAAAUAAUAAAGGUGCGAGGACCAGGACUGGACCAGGGCUGGGUUGUUGCGGGAUUUUCUACAACUGGUUGGUCUCAUCUUAUUUGAAAAGAAAGCUUUUAAGAU